Molecule: messenger RNA, 1353 nt
Organism: Botrytis sinoallii
Lineage: Eukaryota; Fungi; Ascomycota; Leotiomycetes; Helotiales; Sclerotiniaceae
Exons: 8
Coding region: 1-1353 (450 amino acids)
Molecular function (GO): monooxygenase activity; FAD binding
Source: RefSeq, a predicted model, not a curated record
AUGAAGGUCAUCGUCGUUGGCGCAGGAAUCGGUGGUCUCGCGGCUGCUAUUGGUCUUAGAAGAGCCGGUCAUGAAGUGUUGAUUUUCGAUAAAUCCUCACUAUCCCAUGAAGUUGGCGCGGCUAUCAACGUUCAACCUAAUGCAGCUCGAGUCGUCGCUAAAUGGGGUUUCGAUUUCGAAAGAGCACGUUUAGUUGCUGCUAAAUCCGUAACCGUUACUUCGGGGAAUGAACUCGUUGAUACCCACGUGAUAGAGUGGUCGAAUAUGAAGGAGAAAUACGGCACCAGUUUUUUCUACAGUCAUAGAGUUGAUUUACACACAGAACUAAAGUUGCUUGCCACAGGAGAAGAAGGAGAGGGAAAACCAGCCGUGAUUUACAACAGAUGUGAAGUUGUUGAUUAUGACACUGUAAAUGGAUCAGUAACUCUCGCCGAUGGAACCAUCAAGACAGCAGACUUAAUUGUCGGUGCAGAUGGUGUUCAUUCUGCAGCAGUGAAGAAAGUUGUCGGAUAUGAGAAUCCAGCAAUUCCAACAGGUAUUUCGUGUUUUCGAACCUUGAUGCCUGUUCAAGAGAUUCGAGAUGAUCCUGAAUGUGCUUCUUUCAUGGAAGAAAUGGAAGGAAAGCUUCGUAUGUUCAUCUGGCCCAACUAUGUUCAUCAGAAGGUUGUUUGGUAUCCCUGUCGAGGAAAUGAAGUACUCAAUAUCGCAGUUUUUUGUGCUGAUAAAGAGGAUCUCGACUCCUCUCAUGACUGGAAUAAUUGCAUUCCAACCCAAGUUCUUGUCGAUGAAAUCAAAGAAUGUCAUCCUUCACUUCGGCAUUUAUUAUCAAAGACAAAAGAUGUCAGACUCUGGAAACUUAUUUUCAGAGCCCCGCUUCCUUCUUGGCAUCAAGGAAAUCUCGUGAUUCUAGGCGAUGCCGCACACCCUAUGUUACCUUUCCAGGGCCAAGCUGGUGCUCAAGCCAUAGAAGAUGGUUGCGCUCUCGGCAUCCUCUUUUCCAAUCUCCCGGAAGGUAGCAUCACAAAAGAAACCAUCGCAGCCCGCCUUGCCAGUUUCCAAAAAUUAAGAAGAAACCGCGCAAGCGCCAUACAAAUGCUUUCAAAUGGGGGAUAUUUUCAAUCGGAUGCAGAUAGAGAGGAGGCCAGGAUAUAUAUGGAAGAGGGUCAAACUUUACCUUUAACUCCCGAAGACUAUCAGGACUACUUCUAUGGUCACGAUGUAGCGAAAGCUGCCGAGGAGGAAUUAGAGAGACUCACUCGAUCGGGUGGAGCGGCAUCGAAUUCCGAUUGGAAAAAUGAGAAAAUAGGAGACGUUCCGGGCAAAGCUGCUGAACUGGUUGCUGUGGGGAAUUAA